Elaeis guineensis (African oil palm) is the source of this 2606-nucleotide messenger RNA. RefSeq names its product long chain acyl-CoA synthetase 6, peroxisomal. NCBI's taxonomy places the organism in Eukaryota, Viridiplantae, Streptophyta, Magnoliopsida, Arecales, Arecaceae. Gene Ontology annotation, cellular component: membrane; endoplasmic reticulum. The record is from RefSeq and is a predicted model, not a curated record. Gene Ontology annotation, biological process: fatty acid metabolic process. Gene Ontology annotation, molecular function: long-chain fatty acid-CoA ligase activity.
AUAUAGAGAUCUGUAGCGGAAAAAAAAAAAAAUAUAAAGAGAUCAUGAAUGAAGCGUGGGCGAGGCAUAACAAGGAAGAAAGGCACGCCAUGGACUCCUCCGCUGCUCGACGCCGUCUGAGAGCCAUCUCCGGCCAUCUGCGGCCGGCCGGCGAUCGCGAUUGUGACCGGUACUCCCAGCUCGGCACAAACGCCACCGCCUGCGAGUUUGUCUCUGAGCAGGGCUACAGUGUUGUUCUUCCUGAAAAGUUGCAAACUGGGAAGUGGAAUGUAUACAGAUCUGCACGCUCACCUUUGAAGCUAGUGACUAGAUUCCCAGAGCAUCCUGAUAUUGGAACAUUACAUGAUAACUUUGAGUAUGCAGUUGAAACUUUCCGAGAUUACAAGUAUUUGGGGACAAGGGUUCGUGUCGAUGGAACGGUUGGAGAAUACAAAUGGAUGACCUAUGGAGAAGCCGGUACUUCCAGGUCGGCAAUAGGUUCCGGCCUCGUAUAUCGUGGUAUACCCAAAGGUGCAUGUGUUGGACUAUAUUUCAUUAACAGACCAGAGUGGAUUAUCGUGGACCAUGCUUGCUCAGCAUACUCUUACAUAUCUGUGCCACUUUACGAUACCCUUGGACCGGAUGCUGUUCAGUAUAUUGUGAAUCAUGCUGCUGUACAGGUUAUUUUUUGUGUGCCACAAACACUAAGCAUUUUAUUAAGUUUCUUAUCUCAGAUUCAUUGUGUACGUCUAAUAGUGGUGGUAGGCGGGAUUGAUGACAACAUGCCAUCAGUUCCUUCAACAACUGGUGUGGAGAUUAUUACUUACUCAAAACUACACAAUCAAGGUCAUAGCAAUCUUCAACCAUUUCGCCCUCCUAAACCUGAAGAUGUUGCGACCUUAUGCUAUACAAGUGGUACAACAGGCACACCAAAGGGAGCUGUAUUGACUCAUGAGAACUUGAUUGCAAAUGUUGCUGGAGCUAGCCUAAGUACCAAAUUUUGUCCUUCAGAUGUCUAUAUAUCCUAUCUUCCUUUGGCACACAUCUAUGAGCGGGCCAACCAAAUCUCAUUGGCACAUUUUGGUGCUGCGGUUGGAUUCUAUCAAGGGGACAAUUUGAAAUUAAUGGAUGACAUUGCAGCUCUGAGACCCACAAUAUUUGCCAGUGUUCCUCGAUUGUACAACAGAAUAUAUGCUGGAAUUGUAAAUGCUGUAAAGACGUCUGGGGGUUUAAGGGAGAGAUUAUUCAAUGCUGCCUACAAUGCCAAGAAGCGAGCAAUAGCAAAUGGCAAGAAUCCAUAUCCAAUGUGGGAUAAACUAGUUUUUAACAAAAUAAAAGAGAAACUUGGAGGACGGGUCCGGAUUAUGACUUCAGGUGCCUCUCCAUUGUCAUCAGAUGUCAUGGAUUUUUUGAGAAUAUGUUUUGGUGGCAUGAUUUUAGAAGGUUACGGAAUGACUGAGACAGCUUGUGUCAUAAGUGCAAUGGAUGAAGGUGACCUGCUUACUGGUCAUGUUGGCUCUCCAAAUCCUGCUUGUGAGAUCAAACUUGUAGAUGUUCCUGAAAUGAGCUACACAUCUGAUGACCAACCAUAUCCACGUGGAGAAAUUUGUGUCAGAGGCCCUAUAAUUUUUCAAGGCUAUUACAAAGAUGAUGUGCAGACGAAAGAGGUAAUUGAUGAAAAUGGCUGGCUGCAUACCGGAGACAUAGGGAUGUGGUUGCCUGGAGGACGUCUAAAGAUCAUAGACAGGAAAAAGAACAUUUUUAAGUUGGCCCAGGGCGAGUACAUAGCCCCAGAGAAGAUCGAGAAUGUUUAUGCUAAGUGCAACUUCAUUUCUCAAUGUUUUGUCUAUGGUGACAGCUUAAACUCUUGUCUGGUUGCAAUAGUCUCAGUUGAGCCAGAUGUAUUGAAGGCUUGGGCCGCAUCUGAAGGAAUCAAGUUUUUGAAAACAAAAGCAACGCCAAGCAAGCCCUCGGAUAUGUAUGAAGAUCUUAGAGAACUAUGUGCUGAUUCAAGAGCAAAGGCUGCUGUCCUUGCCGAGAUGGAUGAUGUUGGAAAGCAGGCUCAGCUGAGAGGUUUUGAAUUUGCCAAAGCUGUUACUUUGACAUUAGAACCAUUCACUUUGGAAAAUGGUCUUCUUACUCCAACAUUCAAGGUUAAGAGACCUCAAGCAAAGGCUUAUUUUGCAAAGGAAAUUGCAGAUAUGUAUGCUAAGUUAUCUGCAUCUAAUCCUUGACCAAACAAACCAUCAUAACUCGCAUCAGGAUCGCCUUUUUUUUUCCAAGAAGCUGAUGAGAGAACAGGAAUCAGAAACAAAUAAAGCCAUAUCUUCUACUGUAGGGAUCACAAUGGCUCUACCAAUGACAAAACAUAGGUGAAAUGGAUAGUAUAAAGUAUGAGUUGUUAUGGUGGCUACCUUUUCAAGGUGUGAACGUAACGUUGUUUUCUUAUGAGGGAGGUGCAUGUCCCGUAAUGAUACUCCAGCUGUAUCACUUUGACAUGACUGACGGUAUAUGAAAUAACUUGAUGACUCAUUGUGAUCAUCUUGUAUCUCCAGUCCUGCUUACUCCAUCUGCACUUUGACAAAUACAUGGUAUUGUUCAUGAGCUCCCUUCUAAAUGUGGGCCUA